This is a messenger RNA of Drosophila ficusphila, 390 nucleotides long. RefSeq names its product protein new-glue 1-like. Bases 58 to 333 code for a protein of 91 amino acids. The record is from RefSeq and is a predicted model, not a curated record. NCBI's taxonomy places the organism in Eukaryota, Metazoa, Arthropoda, Insecta, Diptera, Drosophilidae. The transcript has a single exon.
CACAACAUCCAAUCGAUUCUUAUCCAGAAGAUCCGAAAUACCCCACCAUCAUUUAAAAUGAAGUACCUCUUCGUAGUUGCCCUUAUUGCCUUGGCCAUUCAGUGUGCCUACUGCGCAACCGGAACAACUACAACCACAACAACUACAACAACCGCUGCCUCGACCACAACAACAACCACAGAUGCAACAACCACGACCACAAGCUCUUCCACCCACAAGAAGCGUUGUUGGAAGGGCAACAACUGGUGCCACACCAGGAUUCCCAAGAAGAAGUGCAAGCACCCCAGAAGGUGCCACAAGACCGUCGUUAUUGUAACUCACAGGAAAAAUUAAUCAGAUUCCUUGGACUUUAUGCCUGAAUAAACAUAUGCAUAGCAACAAUUUUAAUUA